UUUAAAUUUAAUUUCAUAUUAGAUAGAACUCGUCAAAAUGCAGAAUUUUGAAAAGAGAGAAUAAGAGAGGAGCAAAUUCAUUCUUUGAAAAUCAGAUAUCGGCCAUUCUAAUUUUAAUAGUAUGAAGAUGGAAAUAAGAAUUGUAUCAUAUAUCUCUCUUUUUAUGCAUUAUUUAGGAUGUUACUAAAUGUUAAUUACUAUUUUUUCACAAUACCUACAAUAGUAAUAGUGAUAUUUGCAUUGUUGUAUAUACGAAAUUGUACAUAAGACUCUAAAACGACGUGGAUAUGUCGAGAGGGAUACAUUAUGGGAAGUACAUUGGAAAAUACUUCAUGUUACAAAAAUAUACAAAUUCUUAUUGCCCUUGGAUGCGACGUGCGAUCCAUGGAACUUCUGUGUCCUUGAUUGAUACAAACGCAAAUAAAGAAGCUCUUGUAAAGCUAGGAUCGAUGAGGAAUAUCAAGGAUGGACCUUCUUUGAGAGAUUUUGUGGAAUCGUCUAUUGUCGAUAUUCCUAAUGAAGAAUCCGUCCCGUAUGUGCAGGAUAUUCGUGGUGAAAAUCAAAAAGUGUACUUUGAAAUUUAUGGUUGUCAAAUGAAUAUAAACGACGCUGAUAUCAUAUGGUCGAUAUUGAAAUCUCAUGGCUACAAGCAUACGCAAAGCGUAGAUGAUGCGGAUAUCAUAUUGCUUGUUACUUGUUCCAUCAGAGAUAAUGCUGAGCAAAAAGUAUGGAAUAAAUUGGAGAUGUUGAACGGCAUAAGGAAGAAAAAAAAGAAAAACUCUAUAAAGAUUGGACUCUUGGGAUGUAUGGCAGAACGCUUAAAGACUAAAAUACUGGACAAGGGGAAGCUUGUAGAUGUGAUAGCAGGCCCUGACAGUUACAAAGAUCUACCAAGACUCCUGGCAGUAACAGACAAUGAAACAGCUAUUAAUGUUGUAUUAUCAUUCGAUGAAACAUAUGCAGAUGUAACACCAGUUAGACUCGAUCAAGAUUCUGUGGGGGCAUACGUUUCUAUAAUGAGAGGUUGUGAUAACAUGUGUACUUACUGCAUUGUACCAUUUACAAGAGGAAGAGAGAGAUCUCGACCUAUUGCAAGCAUACUCGACGAAGUUCGGCAGUUAUCGGAUCAGGGUGUAAAAGAAAUAACUCUCCUUGGACAAAACGUGAAUAGUUAUAGAGAUUUGUCACAAUCGGAAUUUGUUGUACCUACUGAUAUGCAAACUCAUCUCGCUAAAGGCUUCAAAACGGUUUAUAAGAAUAAAAAGGGUGGUUUAAGAUUCAGUGAUCUUUUAGACAAAGUCUCUUUGAUUAAUCCGGAAAUAAGAAUAAGAUUUACAUCACCUCAUCCCAAGGAUUUUCCCGAUGAAGUACUGCAUUUGAUAGCCGAAAGACCAAACAUCUGUAAACAGAUUCACUUACCCGCUCAGAGUGGCAAUUCCGCAGUUUUAGACAGAAUGCGAAGAGGAUAUACUAGAGAAGCAUAUUUAGACUUGGUGUAUCAUAUACGUAAUAUUUUGCCAGAUAUAUAUCUCUCCAGCGAUUUCAUCGCCGGAUUCUGCGGCGAAACCGAAGAAGAAUUUCAAGAUACGUUAUCGUUAAUAGAUGAAGUGAAAUAUAACAACGCCUAUUUAUAUCCCUACAGCAUGCGCGAGAAAACUACGGCACAUCGACGAUACAAAGAUGACGUUGAAUCGCAUGUGAAAAUAGAACGUAUGAAUCGUAUGAUUAUGUUAUACAGAAAAGAAGUAGAAAAAUUAAACAAAGUACAGAUAGGGCAGCAUCAACUUGUUCUUGUGGAAGGCCCAAGCAAGAGACGUAGUGAAUAUCUACAAGGUAGAAACGAUGGCAAUGUAAGAGUUAUAUUACUAUCUACAGUUACUCGAAUUAAUCGACAUUCUGCCACAACAAGGCAGAUACAGCCGGGUGAUUACAUUGUUGCACGAAUCGACAAUGCCAACUCGCAGACUCUACGAGGAAUACCUUUGUAUUGUUCUUCUAUUAUUGACCAUUCAUUAGACAAAGAUAAUGAUUAUGUUACACUAAAUCAGUAGGAAUUAUAAUAUUACAAAUUCUACAAGUGAGUUUUCUCUUAAUUUAUAAUAUCCACUGAUAAUCAAUUACU
Molecule: messenger RNA, 2122 nt
Organism: Camponotus floridanus (Florida carpenter ant)
Lineage: Eukaryota; Metazoa; Arthropoda; Insecta; Hymenoptera; Formicidae
Product: CDK5RAP1-like protein
Exons: 8
Coding region: 288-2051 (587 amino acids)
Biological process (GO): negative regulation of cyclin-dependent protein serine/threonine kinase activity; tRNA modification
Cellular component (GO): mitochondrion; cytosol
Molecular function (GO): tRNA-2-methylthio-N(6)-dimethylallyladenosine(37) synthase activity; 4 iron, 4 sulfur cluster binding
Source: RefSeq, a predicted model, not a curated record